UUGUACUUCACACGUCGACGGCAAAUAUGGCCCAGAAGAUACGCCAUACCUUCGCAACAGGAUUGAGGCCGUUGAAAGGAUGCAGAACUGUUUAGGCAGUGCAGAUGACUCGUCGUCUUGUAUCGGAAGCAUCGACUAUGAUUCUGACAGGGAUUUUGAUCGGGGGCUGCAUAGUCCUGAGCCAGCCAGUGAGGUUUCGUCCAAGACGGUCGGAGUGAAUGACCAGGUUCCGACGAGCCCAGGAGAAAAUGGGGACGACAGAGGCGACAUCGGACCAGAAAAUAUCGAGAACGACUUACGUCUUCGGCAAGAUGAAGGCCACGUGCCCGCCGAAAUAUUCCUUGCCCUCUCCAUAAUGACCACCGGUGGGGAACCAUGCCACGCUAUGGCUCUGGAGUAUAUGGCGCCAAGGUGUGAUGGCUGCGACUCGACAUGCGCACGAGAGGGUCACGAUCACACUGUUCCCCAAUGCAGAGCAUUGGCCAGUCCAGACUACAGCCUGUCCACAGCCGAAGCCUACCGUGCCUUUACAGUCCAGCGUUUGCUCCAAGAUCAGAGCCUUGACUUGCUUUCAUCCGUCGACGCAUUCUGCCAGGGAAGCAGGGUGACCGGCCUCCCUUCCUGGGUCCCUGACUAUUCAAUUAGAUUAGAUGAUCGCAUUGUGCCUUUGGUUAGCCCCCGACUAGUUUUUGGAGGCAAAAGGAAGACUAACCCUGACAUACUUUGGGAGGAUAGUGACCCUAAUGCUUUGAAGCUGGCAGGUCGCAUCUUUGACACCAUUUCUGCCGUUUCCACGCUUCGAUCGGAAGUACAAGGGUUCAAACAGCUCCACGAAGAGUGGAUGAGCUUGACGGGCGGGAAGACAAGUGUCGAGUCCACUCCGGGUCGCCAACCGCGUCCGAAGGGAGAUGAUAAAGAGGCCUAUGAUAGGGUCUGGAUAGGCACUAUGGCCAUGCCCGACAGUUUGCCUACUCCCAACCCGCCGGCACGCAUCAAGUCGUGGACGCACAUUAUCCGCGAUUUCAUGCAGUGGUUCGACGAUUGGCAGGUUCGACCAGACGGGCUGAGCAAAGCCACUUGGCAGUGCUACUUUGCCUUUCUAGCUCUCAUCGCCGCCCAACAGAGCGGUGCUAAGACUGAACCUGCGUUGAAGGGGGCCCUCGAGGAGGGAGGUAUUGCCCCAGGGGCCACGAUCACGGAGCAUAACGAGGGCUUCUUUAGAGCCAUCCGAUCAGUCGCUGUGGGCCGAAGACUGGCUGUCACUAAAGCUGGAGGAGUAACCUGGGCCCCGGAGACAGCCCAGGUUGGCGACAUGAUAUGCGUGAUAAAGGGGGCCAAUGUUCCUUUCGUUAUUCGCAAGGUUGACGGCACGGACGGCUCAUUUAGAUUUGAAUGGUCGAUGACGACACAGACUGGACAACCUUUCGACUAA
Messenger RNA from Penicillium subrubescens, 1432 nucleotides. RefSeq lists its product as uncharacterized. The coding region runs from base 80 to 1432 and encodes 450 amino acids. Lineage: Eukaryota; Fungi; Ascomycota; Eurotiomycetes; Eurotiales; Aspergillaceae. The transcript is spliced from 4 exons. The record is from RefSeq and is a predicted model, not a curated record.